This is a messenger RNA of Neurospora hispaniola, 1090 nucleotides long. RefSeq names its product transcription initiation factor TFIID 23-30kDa subunit-domain-containing protein. Gene Ontology annotation, cellular component: nucleus; SAGA complex; transcription factor TFIID complex. Gene Ontology annotation, biological process: transcription initiation at RNA polymerase II promoter. Gene Ontology annotation, molecular function: promoter-specific chromatin binding; RNA polymerase II general transcription initiation factor activity. The record is from RefSeq and is a predicted model, not a curated record. The transcript has 2 exons. Bases 310 to 1047 code for a protein of 245 amino acids. NCBI's taxonomy places the organism in Eukaryota, Fungi, Ascomycota, Sordariomycetes, Sordariales, Sordariaceae.
CAUCAUCCCAUUCCUUCCAACCUUCUCAACAAAGCACCAUCCAUUUCAGUCGUGCUUUCGAACAACUGGGAUCGUAACCUUCCGGUUCUUUGAAACUUCCAUUUCCACCAGAAUUCCUACGCAUUUUCGUGCUUGUUUGUCUCCAUAUCGGUAUAAUCAGUCACGUGAUCCACGCGUCAGUGGCGGCCCGCCCUGGAACCGAUCACGUCUCCCGUCGGAACCUGCAACUACCAAUUCAACAUUGUCGCUUUUCGCGAACCUGAUUUCCUGAAGCCUUCAUCUAAAGAGGCUGAGCGUUUAUCGGAAAUCAUGUCAACAAUUCCACCACCACAAGGCAACGGCCUUCCCUCACAGCCACCGGCUGGAGCAACAGCACCCGCUGCCGCCGCGGCGCCAGCAGCAGCCGAUGUCGCGACAACGGAGGAGCAAGCCGCGGCCGACGGCGCAACAACAGCAGCAGCAGCAGGAGGUGACGCGACAGCCAACACCACCACCACCACUACAGCGCCCGCCGCCGCUAACGACGAUGAACGACCAAACAUGGACAUCCCCUCGCUACCGGAACCCAAGCUUCCCACGCGCAAGGACGUCUCUCUCAAGGAGCUUCUGUCCAAGAUGGAUGAAUACGCGCCUAUCAUACCAGAUGCAGUAACCUCCUACUACAUGACUCGCGCCGGCCUUCCUCCCCCGCCACAGACCGAUCAACGUCUGGCCCGUCUGCUCGCCUUGGCAACCCAAAAAUUUAUUGCCGACAUCGCCGCUGACGCCUACCAGUAUUCCCGCAUUAGGGCAUCCAACACCAACGCGAACAACCCCAUGGGCAGUCUGGGCGCCGCGGCGGGGUUCCCUAUUCCUGGACAACCGACCAAUCAGGCGGCGGGGGCGAAGGAUCAGGGCAGAGGUGGACCGCUCGGUAUCCAGAGGCCGGGGUAUGGUGGUGGUGGACAGGGUGGCAGCCAGAAUAGGACGGUGCUGACGAUGGAGGAUUUGGGUAUGGCGGCAGGGGAGUUUGGGGUUAAUGUGAAGAGGAGUGAGUUUUAUCGCUAGGUGGAGGGGCAGUCACGGUGCAGAAAUGUCUGCUCUACUGGUG